Messenger RNA from Aedes albopictus (Asian tiger mosquito), 3105 nucleotides. RefSeq lists its product as uncharacterized. Lineage: Eukaryota; Metazoa; Arthropoda; Insecta; Diptera; Culicidae. The coding region runs from base 1 to 3105 and encodes 1034 amino acids. The record is from RefSeq and is a predicted model, not a curated record. Gene Ontology annotation, molecular function: nucleic acid binding. The transcript has 4 exons. Gene Ontology annotation, biological process: DNA integration.
AUGAUUGAUGUCGAAAUUGACGGUCAUGGCCUACGCAUGGAGCUGGAUACCGGAGCACCCUGCGGUAUUAUCGCUGAAUCCAAACUGAGAGGCAUCAAACCAAAGUACUCGCUGCUAAGAACGGACAGGAAAUUUUCAAGCUACACCGGACACCCUAUCAAUUGCCUAGGACGCCUUCCUGUGAACGUAACCGUCGGAACGACAAACCGCCGGUUGAAUCUAUACGUGGUAGCCGGAGAGUCAGAUUCACUCUUUGGUCGUGAGUGGAUUUCCCAAUUCGUGGAGCAAAUCAACCUGAAUCGGCUGUUUUCCGAACCGAUCAAUUCAAUUAACAGCUCGGAACUGACAGCGGACCAAACUACCCGCCUUUCGAGCCUGUUAGACGGCUUUGCAGAUGUGUUCAGCGAUGUUCCAGGUAAGUUAGUGGGACCUCCUGCCAAGGUCCAUCUGAAAUCCGACGUAUCUCCUGUGUUCGUCAAAGCCCGGGAUGUGCCACACGCUCUGCGUGAGCGAUAUGCAGCUGAGAUAGACAAGAAACUGGCAUCUGGAUUCUUCGAGAAGGUGGAUUGCUCCGAGUGGUCAUCCCAGACUCACAUCGUAGUGAAGAAAAAUGGAGACUUGCGAAUCACCGGAAACUACAAACCCACUGUCAACCCGAGAAUGAUAGUGGACGAGCAUCCCAUACCAAAAAUCGAAACGAUUUUCAACAAGAUGAACGGAGCUACAGUUUUCUGCCAUCUCGACGUAACCGAUGCCUAUACCCAUCUGCCAAUCGAUGAGGAGUUCAGCCACAUACUGACGCUGAACACAGCGACGCACGGACUAAUUCGUCCAACUCGUGCAGUAUAUGGAGCGGCAAACAUUCCAGCAAUCUGGCAGCGGCGUAUGGAGUCGAUUUUCCAGGGGUUGGACAACGUUGUCGUCAGCUUCUACGACGAUAUCAUCGUGUUCGCAAAAGAUUUCGAAAGCCUUCUCCAAGCGCUAACGGUCAUACUGGACAGGCUGAGACUUCACGGACUGCGACUAAACCGAUCGAAAUGCGUGUUCGCCGCGUCAUCCCUGGAUUGCUUGGGUCACAAGAUAGAUCGCCACGGAUUGCACAAAUCAGAUAAGCACGUAGAAGCCAUCCGAGAUGCACCUCGACCAACGACACCGGAGGAACUGCAACUUUUCUUAGGUAAGGCAACUUAUUACAAUGCUUUCAUUCCGAACCUCUCUGAAAGGGCAAGAAGCCUACGCGACAUGCUUCUUGCUGACGCAUUCGAAUGGACACCCCAGGCCUCCAAGGCCUACCUGGACUUGAAGGAAGUAUUGACGUCACCCCAGGUACUGAUGCAAUAUGAUCCGUCUCUACCGCUGGUCCUAGCAACGGAUGCGAGCAAAACGGGUCUAGGUGCCGUAUUAUCACACCGGUUGAGUAACGGGUUGGAGCGACCAAUUGCAUAUGCCAGCACAACCAUGUCAAGUACGGAACAACGUUACCCCCAAAUAGACAAGGAAGCACUCGCGAUAGUGUGGGCGGUAAAGAAAUUCUUCCACUACUUGUAUGCCAGGAAGUUUACGCUGAUCACAGAUCACAAGCCGCUGUCACAGAUCCUGCACCCAGAGAAGUCACUUCCGGCAUUGUGUAUUAGUCGGAUGGCAAAUUAUGCGGAUUACCUGGCGCAUUUUGACUUCGAUAUAGUGUACAAGCCGACAAAGCAACAUACGAAUGCCGAUUAUUGUUCCCGUAUACCGACCAGAGAGACAUUCGGAAUCAACUCCCUGAAAGCGCAGGAAGGAGGAAAUGUGGAUGAUUUCGAAGGUUUUGCUCUACAUCAAAUUCAGCAGCUUCCUGUACGAGCAGAACACAUUGCCCGAGAAACGCGCAAAGAUGGUCACCUUGGAAAACUCGUUCAACUUCUAGAAACAGGUCGCGAUCUCUCCCAAUGCGGCUAUAAAUCCCCGGAAGACAAAUACACCCUAGCAGCAAAUUGUCUUCACUUCGAGCACAGAGUAGUAAUUCCGCUUUCGCUUAGGCAGCCGAUAUUGAACGACCUGCAUGUUGCACAUCUGGGAGUGGUAAAAAUGAAGAGUCUGGCUCGAUCCUUCGUAUAUUGGCCAGGCAUCGAUUCCGACAUCGAACGGGCAUGUAGCGAGUGCGCACGACAUGCACCCGCGCCGCCAACGUUCAGCAGACACCAUUGGGAGUACCCAAAAGGACCGUGGGAGCGUAUUCAUAUUGAUUACGCGGGCCCAGUGGCGGACACGAUGCUGCUGAUAAUCGUCGAUGCUUACAGCAAGUGGGUAGAAGUCAAGGUCACUUCGUCAACAACGACAGCCGCUACGAUCACUAUCCUCGAUGAACUUUUCGCUGCUUACGGUGCACCUACGACGCUGGUAUCGGACCACGGUCCACAGUUUACCGCUUCCGAGUUCAAGCAGUUCCUUCAGAUGAGCGGCGUUAAAUUCCACAAGCUUUCUGCUCCCUACCAUCCGGCCACCAACGGCCAGGCUGAGCGUACCAACAUCCGGACGCGGCUGGACUUGGUGAGACCAUUGGACGCAAGCAAGAGAAUCACGGAGAAGCAAAAAUCAAAUUUCGACUCGACGUUCCGGUGCUUCAAUCCAGGACAGAAUGUAUACUUUCUUUCAGGAAAUGGACGCAUGGACAAGUGGAUUCCCGGUACGGUUACCGAACAGCUGGGAGAUUUGCACUACAGAAUCGAUUACAACGGAAAACUCGUAAAACGUCACGUAGACCAAAUUCAACGUUUCCUCGGCGACGACCAAAACAACAAACCACCCACACCGUCGGUACGGUCGGCGUCGGCGUCGGCACCGCUCGUUUCUCAAAAUGGAUCAACGUCAGAUGAACAAAAAGGUAUGCUGAGUCGACGGGUGCGUUACUAUGAGGAUGCGAUGACGUCACAAAAUCAACCGCCAGACGCUGCUGACCGAAAUGAAUUUUCAGUUGCGUCAGGAUCGCCGGAGGCACACUUUUCAACACCGUGUGGCACUCCGGAACAUCCACGGGAGAAGCCCAACCAACAAAGAGACCAGCCCAAGGGCUGUUAUGCGCCUCCGUGGUGGCCGUUCGAGCUGUUCACGCAGAUGUUGGACUAA